GCUACAGCACCCCAUCCCAGCGAUCUACGGGGCUGCUCUGCCAACACAGUGACCUACUGGGCUGCUCCACCAAACCACAGCACGAGGCCAGCGUCCGCCAGCUUCGGGGCGGUCCGCUGGUGCUCUGCCUUUCCUGCCGCGCAGGCCAGGAUGGCGGGGAGCUCGCUCGCUGCCGCACGGGCUCUCCAGCCUGCUCGCUUGCUCCAGCCAUGCUUCUUGACCCGGUGAAUUGCUCCCUUCUGCCUCGGUAACCGAGAGAGAAAGGUCAUCAUGCCGACGGUGGUGGUGAUGGACGUGUCGCUCUCCAUGACGCGGCCCGUCUCGGUGGAGGGCUCCGAGGAGUAUCAGCGGAAACACCUGGCUGUCCACGGCCUGACCAUGCUGUUCGAGCACAUGGCAACCAACUACAAGCUGGAGUUCACAGCCUUGGUGGUGUUCUCGUCGCUCUGGGAACUGAUGGUGCCCUUCACGAGAGAUUACAACACGCUGCAGGAAGCCCUAAGUAACAUGGAUGAUUAUGACAAAACAUGUUUAGAAUCAGCGCUGCUUGGGGUUUGCAAUAUUGUCCAGCAGGAAUGGGGUGCAGCAAUUCCUUGCCAGGUAGUUCUUGUCACUGAUGGCUGCUUAGGGAUUGGCAGAGGCUCCCUGCGGCACUCACUAGCUACUCACAACCAGCGAAGUGAAAGCAACCGAUUUCCACUGCCUUUCCCUUUCCCAUCCAAGUUAUAUGUCAUGUGUAUGGCAAAUCUGGAAGAGCUUCAGAGCACAGAUUCCUUGGACUGUCUGGAACGGCUCAUAGAUUUAAACAAUGGAGAAGGACAGAUUUUUACCAUCGAUGGACCUCUUUGCCUUAAGAAUGUACAGUCUAUGUUUGGAAAGCUAAUAGACGUGGCUUAUACACCAUUCCAUGCUGUUCUUAAGUGUGGCCACUUAACAUCUGAUGUGCAAGUAUUUCCCAGACCAGAACCUUUCAUUAUAGAUGAGGAAAUAGACCCCAUCCCUAAAGCAAUUAAUACAGAUCUAGAAAUUGUUGGUUUUGUAGAUAUAGCUGACAUUUCUAGCCCUCCUGUCUUAUCCAGACACUUGGUAUUGCCCAUUGCACUUAACAGAGAAGGUGAUGAGGUGGGACCUGGGAUAACGGAUGACACUGAAGAUGAAAACUCAGCUAAUCAGAUUGCUGGGAAAAUCCCCAACUUCUGUGUUUUGUUGCAUGGGAGCCUGAAAGUGGAGGGCAUGGUGGCUGUCGUCCAGUUGGGGCCAGAGUGGUAUGGAAUGCUCUAUUCACAAGCUGACAGUAAGAAGAAAUCAAACCUCAUGAUGUCACUCUUUGAACCUGGUCCUGAGCCCCUUCCAUGGCUGGGGAAGAUGGCACAACUUGGACCUAUUUCAGAUGCAAAAGAAAAUCCUUAUGGAGAGGAUGACAAUAAGAGCCCUUUCCCCUUGCAACCCAAAAACAAGCGCAGUUACGCACAGAAUGUUACUGUAUGGAUUAAACCAAGUGGCCUCCAGACAGAUGUACAGAAGAUCUUGAGAAAUGCAAGGAAGCUCCCUGAGAAGACUCAAACGUUCUAUAAGGAACUUAACCGUUUACGAAAGGCAGCUCUGGCCUUUGGAUUUUUGGACCUCUUGAAAGGUGUGGCAGACAUGCUGGAGCGGGAGUGCACCCUGCUUCCUGACACAGCUCAUCCCGAUGCAGCGUUUCAGCUCACACAUGCUGCUCAGCAGCUCAAAGUGGCAAGUACUGGGGCAUCAGAAUAUGCUGCCUAUGAUCAUAACAUUGCUCCAUUGCAGACAGACUUUUCCGGUAGCAGCACUGAAAGAAUGUGAAGUCUCCAUUUUGGGAACUUCUAUAAAUGAAGACUCAAGUGGUUCAAAUUGUCUUGUCCUCUUUACUUUCUGGAACCUGUUUAAUUACUGCUUGGAAACCUUCCUAUGCAAACAGGGUUCCUUAUUUGCAUCAGUGCUCUCUGAAUAAACAUAGCUAAUUUGUGGUGACUCUAGUCAGAUGUGGAAACCAUGCUUUUAAGUGUCCCAAAGUCAAAUAUGGAGUUAGAUAAUGGGUGGAAGUUAUUUAGUACAUGUGAGGAAAGAGAAAGAAAAUACUGCUUGUGGCAUUUUGCCUCCCCAGAACACAGUUACUAAAUGACUGAACUCACUGGUAAGUGUCCCAAAAGGCAGCUACUACUAUUUUAUACAUGGAUUUGAAUUGUCCAAAGAAUGUGUGAGAAUCACUGUGCAAAAUUAGAUACAUGGAUAACUUCAGGGUGUCAUCACUGAUUUUAUGCCUGACUUGAAAGUUAGUCUGUACUGCAGUAAUGAACUUGAGCACUUGCAUUGCAGUGCUUAUGCUUGUGGAAGUAAUUUAAUCUCUUGAGAAGGCAGUUUUUUUAUUUGUGUAAUAUUAAUAAAGAGUAAUUCUUCAUGAA
Messenger RNA from Dromaius novaehollandiae (emu), 2426 nucleotides. It is a transcript of the gene INTS14, whose product is annotated as integrator complex subunit 14. The record is from RefSeq and is a predicted model, not a curated record. The transcript has 12 exons. NCBI's taxonomy places the organism in Eukaryota, Metazoa, Chordata, Aves, Casuariiformes, Dromaiidae. Gene Ontology annotation, biological process: snRNA 3'-end processing. Bases 271 to 1827 code for a protein of 518 amino acids. Gene Ontology annotation, cellular component: integrator complex.